This is a messenger RNA of Alligator mississippiensis (American alligator), 8731 nucleotides long. It is a transcript of the gene STAB2, whose product is annotated as stabilin 2. The transcript is spliced from 69 exons. Gene Ontology annotation, molecular function: hyaluronic acid binding; calcium ion binding. Bases 265 to 7935 code for a protein of 2556 amino acids. Lineage: Eukaryota; Metazoa; Chordata; Crocodylia; Alligatoridae. The record is from RefSeq and is a predicted model, not a curated record. Gene Ontology annotation, biological process: cell adhesion.
AGAAGGGUUUAUUCAGCUUUGCAGUGAAAACUUCCAGCAAAGGCCCCACAUUUUAGAUUUUUUUUCCUGUCUAAGGGCAAGUUUCACAUGCUGUGUUUUUCAGUCCAAUGCUUUCUUCAGGAAAAGGAGGGAAGAAUCAUUUCAGUCUUUGCCUAAGAAUGCAGUAAAGUAGAAAAGCUAACAAAACUGUGGACAUUUUCUGCUAUAACAUUAUUACUCGUGAGUGAAGUUUUCUGAAGAGAAAAAAAUCAACAACUUUUCAUAAUGGAAAAAGAUCUGGCUAUUUUAUUCUUGGUGUUUCCUUUGGUUGCAAAGAGUCUGUAUUCACCAUCACAAACCACAGAUCAGGCAAAGAAAAGAUGUGAUGAGAAGCUGCUUGUUACCAUGAAAACUGAAUGCCAAUCUUGUUUUCUAAACCUUGAAAUGGACUGUCCUGCUGGUUAUAUGAAAAUUACAAAUGGGUCUGGAAUAAGAGAUUGCAGGUAUUAUCUUGCAAUUGAAAUCAAGACCUACACUUUAUCUCUUCCUGGCUGUCGACAUAUCUGUACGAAGGAAUUUCAACAACCCGAGUGCUGCCAGGGAUAUUGGGGCCCAGACUGUAUGGCAUGUCCAGGAGGAGCCACAUCACCCUGCAACAACAGAGGGCGCUGUUCUCAGGGUAUAAAUGGAGAUGGAACAUGUGCUUGCCAAAGAAGAUUUGGCGGGACAGCUUGUGAAACAUGUGCUGGAGAUGACUUAUUUGGACCCAACUGCACAUCAGUUUGCAGCUGUAUCCAUGGAGCCUGCAACAGUGGAAUUACAGGGGAUGGUAGAUGCACCUGUUUCUCUGGAUACAAAGGGAUCAACUGUGAUGAGCCACUACCCAGCUGUGAAGCUUUGCAGUGCGCUGAAAAUUCCCGAUGUUCUACUUCUCCUGAUGAUGAAACAAACUUGGAAUGUGCAUGUCUUCCCAAUUACCAGGGAGAUGGUAAAACAUGUGAACCUAUCAACCCAUGCUCCCAAGCGGUCUGUGAUCCCAAUGCUUAUUGCAUAUAUCUUGGACCUAAUCGUCAUGAAUGUACCUGCCAAGAAGGUUACAAAGGAGACGGUCAAGUUUGCUUACCAAUAGACCCUUGCCAAGGAAGGUAUGGAAAUUGCCCUGCACAGUCUACCAUUUGCAAAUAUGAUGGCCCAGGAAAAUCCCACUGUGAAUGCAAAGAACAUUACAGAAACUUUGUACCUAGAAAAGGAUGCAGUAUGACAGAUAUUUGCGUGACUAACAACACCUGCCAUAAAAAUGCUAAAUGCACAAUGGUUGCACCAGGACAAAUUAUGUGUACUUGUCAGAGGGGCUAUGUAGGCAAUGGGUUCAUAUGCUAUGGAAAUAUCAUGGAACGCAUCAGAGAUCUGAACACUGAACUAGAAGGGCAAUGGCAAGGAAAGCUGACAUCUGCCUUAUCACUCAUGGAAUAUGCCUAUGAAUGGGCUCUAAGUAGUCUGGGACCACUUACUGUGCUAUUACCAACAAACAAAGGCUUCAGAGGAGUUAAUAUAAAAGAUCUUCUCAGCAACAAGGAGAAAGCCCAGUACUUUGCAAAACUCCAUAUAAUUGCUGGUCAGCUGGGCACCAAUGACUUGAAUAAUACAAAUACAAUUUAUACUUUGACUGGAAAGUCAGGGGAGAUAUUAAAGGGUGACAAAGACAAUCAAUUAAAAAUUAGACUCCAGGGGGGUAAGAAGAAAGGAAAAAUCUUACAGGGGGAUGUAAUUGCUUCCAAUGGAAUUUUGCACAUUAUUGACAAGGCCAUGGACAACGUUGAACCAACGUUUGAGAACACUAAAGAGGAAAGCAUAAUGUCAGUGCUUCGAGACAAUAGGAAAUACAGCCGAUUUAGAUCCUUAUUAGAGAAGACUACCCUGGCAUUUGCUUUAGACCAGGAUGGUGGACCUUACACAGUCUUUGUUCCAAGUAACAAUGCUUUGGAUAACAUGCAAGAUGGAGCUCUAGACUAUCUCCUUUCUGCAGAGGGUUCAUGGAAGCUCCUGGAGCUCAUUCGCUACCACAUCAUCUCCUACACUCAGCUGGAGGUAGCCAGCCUUAUCUCAAUAGAACACGUCAGGAGCAUGGCUAACCAAUUCAUCUAUUUUAACACAAGCAGCAACGGACAAAUCUUGGUGAAUGGUGAAGAAAUGGAAGAAACAGAUAUCAUUGCAAAAAAUGGUCGAAUUUACACCAUUGCAGGUGUUCUUACCCCUCCCUCAAUUGUUCCUAUUCUACCUCACAGAUGUGAUGAAAAAAGAAGUGAAAUUAAAAUGGGUUCCUGUGUAAAAUGUUCAGUGGUCUAUAGGAGCACUUGUCCAGGGAACUCAAAGCCUAUAUCUUUAUCAAAAGGCAGAUGCGUUUAUGAAACCCUGAGCAAUCUAGCAACUGGCUGUGCUAGAUACUGCAAUGUAACAGUAAAGGAACCUAAAUGUUGCAAAGGCUUUUAUGGUUCAGAUUGCAGUCAAUGUCCUGGAGGUUUUUCCAAGCCCUGCUCAGGAAAUGGACAGUGUAUGGCUGGAAUGAAAGGAAAUGGAACUUGUAUUUGUGCUGAUGGAUUUCAAGGAUCACACUGUCAGUUCUGUUCUGACCCUGAUAAAUAUGGACCUCAGUGUGACAAAAAAUGUCCAUGUAUGUAUGGAAAAUGUAAUAACAGAAUAGACAGCGAAGGGGUCUGCCUGCCUGGAUCAUGCAAAAGUGGAUAUAUUGGGAAAUUCUGUGAUAAGCAUAUCAUCCCAUGUCAGCCUUUUGUGCAGUUCUGUCAUGCACAGGCAACUUGUCAGCUCAGCGAUGGCAUCAGGAGAUGCGUUUGCAAUCCUGGAUAUGAGGGAGAUGGAACAACCUGCAGUGAAGUAGAUCCUUGUGCUACUUUAAUUCCAGGCGGUUGCGAUACCAAUGCAGAAUGCAUUAAAACAGGCCUUGGAACUCACACAUGCAUCUGUCAGCCAGGUUGGAGUGGGGAUGGAAGAGACUGCUCAGCAAUUAAUAAUUGUCUGCUACCAAACAGGGGAGGAUGCCAUGACAAUGCCACCUGCAUGUAUGUAGGGCCAGGACAGAAUGACUGUGAGUGCAAGGAAGGAUUUCGAGGGAAUGGAAUUGAAUGUGAACCAAUAAAUUCUUGUUUGGACCAAAAUGGAAAGUGCCAUCAUCUGGCAACUUGUCAGUUUGUCUCUUCUGGUGUCUGGAGCUGUGUGUGUCCAAAGGGCUAUGAGGGCGAUGGCACUAUGUGCUAUGGAAAUGCAGCAGAUGAGUUGUCUGCUCUGUCAGAGGCAGCUGGAUUUAACCAAUGGAUUAAUGAAGCUGCAAUCAACUCGGUGCUAUCCACAACUCCAAAUCUAACUGUCCUCGUACCUUCUCUUCAAGCAUUUGAAAACAUGGACCAAGAUGAGAAAGCCUUUUGGAUGUCAAAGAAUAACAUUGUAGCCCUGCUGAAGUAUCACAUAUUAGUGGGCGCUUAUAGACUGGCUGACUUCCAGAAUUUGUCAUCCUCUGAUACACUGCCAACAUCUCUCCAUGGCAACUUCCUGCACGUAUCAAAAGAAAAUGAGAAUAUCACUGUCGAAGGAGCAAAAUUUGUGGUUGGUGAUAUUGCUGCCACCAAUGGAGUCAUACAUGUCAUAGAUAAGGUUCUGAUGCCCCUCAUCGGUGUGAGCAGCACGAUGCCAAAACUGCUGGCUCGCUUAGAACAGAUGCCCGAUUACUCCAUUUUCAGGGGCUAUGUCAUUCAAUAUAACCUGGCGAACGAUAUAGAAGCAGCGAACAGUUACACAAUUUUUGCCCCAAAUAACGAUGCAAUUGAAAGUUACCUCUGGUAUAAAAGGACUGUCACUCUGGAUGAGGACCAAAUCCGAUACCACAUUGUCUUGGAGGAGAAGCUCUUGAAGAGUGACAUGCACAAUGGCAUGCACAGGGAGACCAUGCUUGGAUUUUCCUAUCAAGUGGGAUUCUUUCUCCAAAAUGACCAGCUGUACAUUAAUGAUGCACCUAUAAAUUAUACAAAUAUUGCAACUGACAAGGGCAUUAUUCAUGGAUUAGGAAAAGUCUUGGAAAUCCAGAAGAACAGAUGUGAUAUAAAUGACACUGUGAUUAAAAACGAAAAGUGUAGCACAUGUUUGUUUCGAUUUCGCUGCCCUCCUGGAACUAAAGCAGUAGGAGAGAAGAAAUAUUGCAUCUAUACUGAAUACUAUAGGGGAAGGUUAUCCAGUCACAUUGGAUGUCAGGCCACAUGCAUGAAGACUGUCAUUACGAGAGGAUGCUGUGCAGGCUUCUUUGGUCCACAAUGCCAGCCCUGUCCAGGAAAAGCUGGAAAUGCCUGCUUUGGAAAUGGCGUAUGCAUGGAUGGUGUUAAUGGCACAGGAGAGUGUAAAUGCGAUGAGGGUUUUAAUGGAACAGCAUGUGAGACCUGUAAUGAAGGCAAAUAUGGCCGCAACUGUGACCAAGAAUGCCCUUGUGUUCAUGGGAAAUGCAACAGUGGGACUGAAGGCGAUGGCACUUGUGAAUGUGAUGUUGGAUGGAGAGGUGUGAGAUGCAACAGUGAAAUCAAAGAUGAUGCAUGUAACAGAACAUGUCAUACCAGUGCAAACUGUUUUCUCCGGUCUAAUAGUAGUGCAUAUUGCAAGUGUGCAGCUGGGUUUAAGGGGAAUGGAACAUACUGUACAGCUAUUGAUGCAUGUGAAACUGGUAAUGGUGGCUGUUCUGUCAAAGCAGAAUGUAGAAGAACCAACCCUGGGAACAGAGUGUGCGUUUGCAAAAUUGGAUACACUGGGGAUGGAAUAGUCUGCCUUGAAAUCAACCCCUGCUUGAAGAACAAUGGUGGAUGUGAUAGAAAUGCAGAAUGCACACAAACUGGACCAAACCAGGCAGUGUGCAAUUGUCUGAAGGGCUAUUCAGGGGAUGGUAAAACAUGCACGUACAUCAGUCUGUGCUCAGUGAACAAUGGUGGCUGCAGUGAAUUUGCAAUCUGCAAUGACACAGAGCUGACAGAGCGGACCUGCACCUGUAAACCUGAUUAUAUUGGGGAUGGAUUUACAUGUCAAGGCAACAUCUAUCAGGAGCUUCUCAGGAAUAGCAAUACUUCCAUGUUUUAUUAUCACAUGAAGGGCAUUGCUAUCAAUGAUCUCACAGGCUCUGGACCAUUCACUGUGUUUGCACCCAAUAAAGAAGCAUUUGUCAAUGAACCACAAGCUAAAUACUGGAUUACCAGUGGAGUGAUGCCCCAAAUCCUUCGGUACCACAUGGUGGCCUGUGCCAGACUACUCUAUAAUGACCUCACAACAACUGCAAAUGUCACUUCUCUCCAGGGGGAUCCCAUCCAGGUCAACUACUCAGAGAAUUCAUUGUAUUUGAACAACAAAGCGAAGAUAGUAUCCAGCGAUGCUGUUGGCACAAAUGGCGUGAUCCAUGUCAUAGAUAAAAUCCUAGUCCCACAACAUAUUCAGCAGUUCCCCACAGGGGAGUCAGGCAUUAAGCGGGAAAGCCUUAAAAUGGUUGCAGCCAAACAUGGAUACAUCCUGUUCAGCAACUUGCUAGAGGAUGCUGGUUUGAUGAGUCUAAUCAACGAUCCUAUCCAUAAGCCAGUCACCUUGUUCUGGCCUACAGAUGCAGCUAUCAGAGCGCUGCCACAGGAACAACAGGAUUUCCUGUUUAAAAAGUCUAACAAGGACAAACUGGUACAAUACCUGAAAUUCCACGUCAUCAGAGAUGCCAAGAUUUCAGCCUGUGAUCUCCCUGGCUCCAACUCACUGAAGACCCUUCAAGGUUCUGAUCUCAGUGUAAAAUGUGGGGAUAAUAAUGAUAUUGGGGCUCUUUAUCUGAAUGACAGGAGAUGUAAGAUCAUGCAGCGGCACCUGGAGUUUGAUGGUGGCAUUGCAUAUGGUAUCGACUGCAUGUUAACGGACCCUACCCUUGGAGGACGAUGUGAUACCUUUAUCACUGGAAAUUUCACGGGGGAUUGUGCUGGCUGUUACAAUAAGCUUAAAUGCCCUACUGGGGCUAAGCCACAGGGAGGGAUCCAGAGAUGUACUUAUUACGCCUAUGGAAGGAGUAUAGUAGGUUGUCGUCAGGACUGUUCGUUGGUGAUCUGGAUUGCAAAGUGCUGCAAGGGUUACUUUGGGCGAGACUGCCAAGCCUGCCCAGGUGGGCCAGAAGCCCCAUGUAAUAAUCAUGGCUCAUGUAAAGAUGGAUACACAGGAACAGGGGAAUGUACAUGUAACCCCGGCUUCAAUGGGACUUCAUGUGAGCUGUGUUUGCCAGGACGAUAUGGCUUUUCUUGCAAACCUUGUGAAUGCACGGCCUAUGGACAAUGUGAUGAGGGAUAUUCUGGAUCAGGACGAUGUUUCUGUGAGACUGGAUGGACCGGCCAGUUCUGUGAUACCAAACUAGUUCUGCCACCCGUAUGUUCACCUAGUUGUUCCAGUAACGCUGUCUGUCAAGAAAACAAUAUAUGUCAGUGUAAGCCAUUUUAUGAAGGAGAUGGAAUCACAUGUACAGCUGUGAAUCUUUGUAAACAAAACAACGGCGGGUGUCACAAGAAUGGAAAAUGCACACAAAUCGGUGUGAAAGUCUUUUGCAGCUGUCAAAAAGGAUACAAAGGAGAUGGCUAUGUGUGCCUGCCUAUAAACCUUUGCGCUGAUGGGUACAAUGGUGGUUGCCAUGAACAUGCCAUUUGUACAAUGACAGGACCUGAUAAACGGAAAUGUGAAUGUAAAAAUAACUAUGUUGGUGAUGGGCUGGACUGUACUGUGAUGCAACUUCCAGUUGAUCGUUGUUUGCAAGACAAUGGGCAGUGCCAUGCCAACGCCAACUGCCGUGAUCUUCACUUCCAGGAUGCCACCGUUGGAGUUUUCCAUUUCCAGUCUCCUCAAGGGCAGUACAAACUGACUUAUGAAAAAGCAAAAGAGGCCUGCGCCAAUGAAUCAGCAACAAUAGCUACAUAUAACCAGCUGUCAUAUGCUCAGAAGGCAAGAUACCAACUCUGCUCUGCUGGCUGGUUAGACACUGGAAGAGUAGGUUACCCAACUGCCUUCUCUUCUCCAAACUGUGGAUCAGGAGUUGUUGGAAUAAUUGACUAUGGGCCUCGAGUCAACCUGAGUGAAACCUGGGAUGUCUUCUGCUACAGAGUCAAAGAAGUGAACUGCACAUGUAAGCCUGGCUACGUGGGAGAUGGCUUCAUGUGCAGUGGGAACCUGCUUCAAGUCUUGAUGUCCUUCCCCACGUUCACAAACUUUGUGUCGGAAGUCCUGGCUUAUUCUAACAGCUCCAGGAAAGGGAAAGAGUUCCUGAAAUACCUCUCAGACUUGUCAAUCCAAGCCACUCUCUUUGCUCCAAACAAUAAUGGACUAAGGGAAAAUGAGACACUUUCUGGACGAGACAUUGAAUAUCAUUUGUCCAAUGCUAGCACAGUGUUUUAUGAAGAUCUGGCCAAUGGAACUACUCUUCAAACCCGGAUAGGGAAAAAACUUUUAAUUACCUGCAGCCUCAGCCAGGAUUUUCAGCUCCCUACAAUUAAACAGGAGACCAGUUUUGUGGAUGGAAGAGCUAUUACUGAGUGGGAUAUAAUUGCUUCCAACGGGAUAAUCCAUGUCAUUUCAGCACCUUUAAAGGCUCCUCCAAUACCUCAUUCUCUACGUGCUGCAUCUGGAACAGGAAUCUUCUUUGCCACCAUCCUGCUUAUUGGAAUCAUGGUGUUUAUUGGGUACACUUACUUCAGACUCAAGAACAGAACCAGUGGCUUCCAGCAUUUCAAGUCUAUAGAUGACAUUGAUGCAACAGCACUGGACAAUUCACAGCCUUCAAACAUUACAAAUCCCUCAUACGAAAGUUCUACUGCAACUGCUCCACCAGAACCUACCUACGAUCCAUUUUCUGAUUCUGAUGAACAGCAGCUUGUGACGAGUGGUCCUCAAGAUCAGUUUUGAAGACUGAACUUACAGAAUUAGACUGUGAGAUGCUUGUUUAUGGGGUUUAAAAAAAAAAACAAAAACCAACACAACCCAACAUUUACUGUGAAUCAUCUCCAAAAUGAUCAAAGUACAACAUUUAAAAUAAUCAAUCACACCAACAAUUUAAGUUUAAAACUUAAAUUGUUCUUUUGCCUUUAUGCCUUCAUUUUGUUUUGGGAUCGAAGCAAGUGCGAGUAUUGAGAGCCUAAGUUUAAAAGGGAAAGUGACUGAACAAAGAAGGCAGAAACUAAUGUUCCUUUUCUGUCAUUCCUUCUCUUUCCUUUAGUUUAAACUGUAGCUCAGGGUGUUAUGAGAUAGUGAGUUGGAUUAUACCAAUAUAUAGGUCAAACUUCACAUGUCAAAAUGCAAAAAUAUAAAGAUCUGAAUUGACCUACCAGAGUUAAGCAGAUCCCAUUCUUCUUCCUCAAACAUAUCAAAGUUUAAGAACAUAGCAUUUGCCAGAUAACAGCCCAAGAUGACCGUUUCCCAAAGUCCACCUGGCAACUAUUUCACAACUCAUGCCCUUCUAUAACAGAUAUUACCUCUUCAAAAACACACAGGCAUUCCUCCCGUUGACCUUAAUUGGUAUAUGCCCGCUAUUCUUUUGCCGCUAUAGCUCCGCUUUGUCUUGGGGUUGAAUCUAGAUGUGGUAAACAUGGAGCUUAAGCCAAAAACACUUAAUAGCAUUAAGACAUUCAUUUUUAAAAUUGUUUGCUUUUGUCAUUACUGUUCUUCCUUGUACAAACUGAAGUAAAUGAAGAUGCAAAUAUGG